AUGAUGGAAAGAAUAAGAAAAGAGAUGAUUCUGAUGGAGAGAGGGCUGCACAGCCCCACGGCCGGCAAGCGGUUCUCCAAUUUGUCCGAUUCGGCUGGCAGUGCUGUGCUCGAGGCCCUGGAAAAUUCGCAGCACCCGGCUCGCCUCAGCCCGCGCCUGCCGUCCGCCCCCCUGCACAGCGCUCUGGGAGACCUCCCUGCCAAGGGCAAAUUCGAAAUAGACACUUUGUUCAACCUGCAGCACCCGGGCAGCGAAAGCACCGUCUCCUCCGAAAUCGCCUCCGCAGCCGAAGGCCGUAAAAAGCCGGGUCAUUAUUCAGAGGCGGCCGCCGAGGCGGACAUGAGCAGCGACGUGGAGGUGGGCUGCUCCGCGCUGCGCUCCCCUGGCGGCCUUGCCGCCGCGCCGCUCAAGGAAAACAAUGGCAAAGGGUACACGGAGAGCGGCUCUGCCGCCGGCACCACGACGUCUGCGUCGGGCUCUGGCCUUGGCAGCCUGCAUGGAGGUGGCGGCAGCGGCGGUGGCGGGGGCGCGGCGCUGGGCGGCUCCGGCUCCGGCGCGGAUCAGGUGCGGCGCUACCGCACGGCGUUCACCCGCGAACAGAUCGCGCGCUUGGAGAAGGAGUUCUACAGGGAGAACUAUGUGUCUCGGCCCCGCCGGUGUGAGCUAGCGGCGGCGCUCAACCUGCCGGAAACCACCAUCAAGGUAUGGUUCCAGAACCGGCGCAUGAAGGACAAGCGGCAGCGCCUGGCUAUGUCGUGGCCGCACCCGGCCGACCCCAGCUUCUACACCUACAUGAUGACGCACGCGGCCGCCACCGGAAGCCUGCCCUACCCCUUCCACUCGCACGUGCCGCUGCACUACUACCCGCACGUGGGUGUCACGGCUGCGGCCGCGGCGGCCGCGGCCUCCGGCGCAGCGGCCGCGGCCUCGUCGCCCUUUGCCACGUCCAUCCGUCCGCUGGACACCUUCCGUGCCCUGUCGCACCCUUACUCGAGGCCGGAGCUGUUGUGCAGCUUCCGCCACCCGGGCCUCUACCAGACGCCAGCGGCCGCCGCGGGGCUCAACAGUGCGGCCUCCGCAGCUGCGGCUGCUGCGGCUGCAGCGGCUGCGGCCUCGUCGGCCGCGGCGGCCGGGGCGCCCCCCAGCGGCGGCUCCGCGCCCUGCUCGUGCCUCAGUUGCCACAGCAGUCAAUCCGCCGCGGCGGCCGCGGCAGCCGCCGCCGCGGCCCUGGGCUCCCGGGGCGGUGGCGGCGGCGGCGGGGGUGCAGGCGGAGGCGGCGCAGGGGCCGCCGGGGGCUCGGACUUCGGCUGCAGCGCCGCGGCGCCUCGCUCCGAGAGCGGCUUCCUGCCCUACUCAGCGGCUGUGCUUAGCAAGACCGCCGUGAGCCCACCGGACCAGAGGGACGAGGCGCCGCUCACCAGAUAA
Lontra canadensis (Northern American river otter) is the source of this 1425-nucleotide messenger RNA. It is a transcript of the gene EVX2, whose product is annotated as even-skipped homeobox 2. Gene Ontology annotation, biological process: regulation of transcription by RNA polymerase II. Lineage: Eukaryota; Metazoa; Chordata; Mammalia; Carnivora; Mustelidae. The record is from RefSeq and is a predicted model, not a curated record. The transcript is spliced from 3 exons. Gene Ontology annotation, molecular function: RNA polymerase II cis-regulatory region sequence-specific DNA binding; DNA-binding transcription factor activity, RNA polymerase II-specific. The coding region runs from base 1 to 1425 and encodes 474 amino acids. Gene Ontology annotation, cellular component: nucleus.